Thunnus maccoyii (southern bluefin tuna) is the source of this 1777-nucleotide messenger RNA. Its product is annotated as extracellular serine/threonine protein kinase FAM20C-like. Lineage: Eukaryota; Metazoa; Chordata; Actinopteri; Scombriformes; Scombridae. Gene Ontology annotation, molecular function: phosphotransferase activity, alcohol group as acceptor. Bases 8 to 1777 code for a protein of 589 amino acids. The record is from RefSeq and is a predicted model, not a curated record. The transcript has 12 exons. Gene Ontology annotation, cellular component: Golgi apparatus. Gene Ontology annotation, biological process: protein phosphorylation.
UUCCCCCAUGAGCAAGCACUUGGCGACAGCGAGGAAGGGGAGCGGAAUAGAGAGCGAGGGAGAAGAAAAAGGUCUAGAAGGGAAAGAGAUCAUGGUGAGACAGUACCUGGGCCGAUCCACUCGCUCCAUCUAUCUUGGUCUGGCAUGUCUGUCCCUCGCUCUCCACCUCCUUCUGGCAUUUUUUUGUCUCUCUGUCCUCCAGACAGCCUGUGUCCUUCCCACCUCCUCUUCCUCCUCCUCCAAUCUCAGAACUGACAUCCAGGGCCAUCAGUCAAUCUCAACCUCUUCUCUGGCUGCCUCCUCUUCACAUAAACUGCCAACAAGCACCCACGAUGAGGAACAUGACAAACUAAAGGCCCUGUUACACCAUAAAGAGAGAGACUCCCUCACUGACACCACUGAGAGAGAGAAGAAACUCAUUGGAGAUGGAAAACUGAUCCAAAAGGUUAAGGGUCGUUCUAAGCUGGAGGCACUUUUUGAGCACCUUUUGUACAACCUGCCAAGCCCAGAGCUGCAAGAAGAUGAUUGGCUACUGAGGGUGAAGACACAUGAAGAUGCAAGAGAAACAGGAAGUGAGGAGGAUGAGAGGGAAGACGCCAUCACCAGUGACAGUCAGUGGCAGAGUGCCAGUCAGGAGGAAGGCUACGACAAAGUCGCUUGGACCAGCGAUGUGGAGACCCACCCUCCCUGGCUGCGGUUCCACCUGGGCAUCUCUCGCUGGGAGCUGUACAACAGGAAGGACCCCAAUCUGGCCCAGCUGACUCACUCUUUGGCAACACAGCGUAUCCUCGGUGCUGUUCAGAAGACAGGAGGUACCCAGCUCAAACUGCUCAUAUCGUUCCCAAACUAUGGACAAGCUCUGCUCAAACCCAUGAAACAAUCCAGAGAUGCAGAGACAGACGUAAACCUCUUCUACUUCUCAGAUUUUGAAAGACACAAUGCAGAGAUCUCUGCCUUUCACCUUGACAGGUUGCUGGGCUUUAACAGGAUCCCUCCAGUAGUUGGUCGACUCAUCAAUGUCACCACAGAGAUCAGAGAGAUAACUACUGACCACCGGCUGUCUAGGACCUUCUUCACUUCCCCUGUGGGUAACGUGUGUUUCUAUGGCCAGUGUGAGUACUACUGUACAACAGAGAACCCAGUGUGCGGUCAGCCACAUGCCCUGGAGGUAUCCCUGGCUGCCAUGCUACCCGACCUUACCCUUGCUUCCCGCAGGUCCUGGAGGUCGCCAUGGAGACGAUCCUACAGCCGCACCAAGCUGGCACAGUGGGAGAAGGACCCGGCCUACUGUGACACAGUGAAACAGACACCUCCUUACAACCAUGGCACCAGAUUGGUGGAUCUCAUAGAUAUGGCAAUACUGGACUUCCUCAUGAGCAACAUGGAUAGACAUCACUAUGAGACAUUUGAGAAGUUCGGCAAUGAGACUUUCCUCCUUCAUCUGGAUAACGGACGGGCAUUUGGGCGUCACUCUCGGGAUGAGCCGUCUAUUCUGGCACCCUUGCAACAGUGUUGCAGGAUCCGUCGCUCCACCCUCCUCCGCUUGCGUCUCUUGUCCCUCCCGGGCUUCCGCAUGAGUGAUGUCAUGCGGGAGUCGCUGGCCCAGGAUCCUCUGGCUGGCGUGGCCCCGCUCCUCUCUGAGCUACACCUCUCUGCUCUGGACCGACGCCUAGCAACCGUCCUGCAGGUGGUGCAGACCUGUCAGGGUCACCACAAUGAUGUCAUUUACAAUGACUUGGAGGGAUAUGAUAAAGAAUAUGAUCAACAGCCUAACUAA